AUGGCGGCAAACGGUGGCGCUCAAGAUGAGGCCGUGAUCCCUCCUGAUGAGACCUUUUUCCGGAACGGUGUCGAACCCCGAACUAAUGAUGUCUUCAUUGCCGUCAUGGGUGUAACCGGCUCCGGGAAGAGCAGCUUCAUCUCUUUGUUGGCCGAGCCAGGUACAAAUGUCUCGAUCGGACAUGGCACUCAAGGCGUCAAUUCGUACUUAUAUAAGCACGAUGACGAUAUCAAUGUCUAUUUGAUCGACACCCCAGGCUUUGACGACACCAAUCGCGACGACAGCGAUGUCCUCCGUGAGAUUGCCCUUUGGCUCUCUGAGUCAAUUAAAAGCAGUGUCAAGCUUAGCGGGAUGUUUUACUUGCACCGGAUUGCUGACCCAAGAAUGCAAGGCACCGCGAAGAAAAAUCUCUUGAUGUUCAAGAGGCUCUGCGGGGAGAAUGCCCUAAAGAACGUUAUCCUAGUGACUACCAUGUGGGAUAAGGUGAAAGACAGUGAGGGCGAUGCCAGAGAAAGGGAGUUGAAAGAAACUGAGGAUUUCUGGGGAUACAUGGUGAGGAACGGUUCAAGGGUGGAACGUCACUUCAACAACCAGGAAUCCGCAAAGCAGCUCGUUUCCAAGCUCCUGAAAGAGAAGAGGAUUGAACUCACGAUCCAGGACGAAAUGGUCCGAGAAAAGAGAGAUCUCAACCAGACAAACGCUGGCAGAACCCUUGACAACGAGCUGGCCAGUGAAAGAGAAAAGUGGCAGAAACUGGCGGUGCAACAGAAGGCCGAUAUGGAUGAGGCCAUGCGGCUUCGAGACAAGCAGCUCGCGACGGUUUUGAGUGAAGAACGCCUGAAAUCCGAAGCCAAGGCCAAGAAGCUGAACGAGGAGCGGGAGAAACUGAGAGUCAAUCUGGCGGACCUCAGAAGAGAGAAUCAGAGGAGGAUGCAGAGGAUGCUAGAGGCGCAGCAGGCGCAGCUCAGGGAAGAGAACGAGUACAUAGCACAAAAGACACUGGAGGAUCAACAAGUGCAGCUACAGCGGCAGUCUGAUCAAAUCAAAAUGCUUCAAAGAGACCAUUCCAGGCAGACCAGGACAAGGUCACACCCGGGCUCGAAUUGUAUUCAAGAGUGUCGAUCAAUCAGCCUCGUUGGUGACUGGUUCUAUUUUUGUGGUCCAAAGACGAAUGAUAGGUAA
Messenger RNA from Penicillium maclennaniae, 1182 nucleotides. RefSeq names its product GTPase domain-containing protein. Bases 1 to 1182 code for a protein of 393 amino acids. Lineage: Eukaryota; Fungi; Ascomycota; Eurotiomycetes; Eurotiales; Aspergillaceae. Gene Ontology annotation, molecular function: GTP binding. The record is from RefSeq and is a predicted model, not a curated record. The transcript has 3 exons.